Molecule: messenger RNA, 1644 nt
Organism: Penicillium odoratum
Lineage: Eukaryota; Fungi; Ascomycota; Eurotiomycetes; Eurotiales; Aspergillaceae
Exons: 5
Coding region: 1-1644 (547 amino acids)
Biological process (GO): transmembrane transport
Cellular component (GO): membrane
Molecular function (GO): transmembrane transporter activity
Source: RefSeq, a predicted model, not a curated record
AUGGUUUCACAAAACCAUGCAGAUCAGGAAAAAGGCCCCGAGGUCACAUUAACGCCCAAAGAAGACUAUGCGCAACGACCAAAGUGCUUCAAUUCAACCAUCCAGGAAUGUCUGUUCGUCCUAACAGCCACCAUGGCUAUCGGUCAGCAAUCCUUUUUCCAAGGUUGCAUCGUGGGCGUGACUGCAUCCAUUGGAUCAGAUCUGAAUAUGAACUCCGCUGAAAUCACCUGGAUCAAUGCUGGUGCCUCCCUCAGCAGCGGCGCCUUCCUACUAACAUUUGGUAAACUAGCCGACAUGUUCGGCCGGAAAGCUCUUUUCAUCAUUGGCAUGGCCGGCUUCACCCUCUCCCUGCUAAUAGCUGGCUUCGCCACAAACGCCAUCUACAUGGACGUUUUCUCCGGUAUUCUGGGACUCUUCGCAGCGGCAGUGAUCCCGCCUGCUGUCGGGACCCUGGGGGCUGUGUAUGAGAAGCCGUCGAAGCGGAAGAAUCGUGCAUUUGCCUGCUUUAGUGCGGGUAAUCCCCUGGGCUUUGUGGGUGGUAUGAUUAUAUCUGGUGUUGCGUCAAAUGAGUAUAACUGGCGGGCUUCGUUUUGGGCUCUUGCGGUUGUUUAUGCUAUUUUUACGGCUUUGACGGUGUGGACUGUUCCUGUUGAUGGGUUUGCGAGGACGCCUCUUAGUGUUGAGGCAUUCAGGAAGUUUGAUCUUCUUGGGACGGCUUUGGUUAUUGUUGGGUUUGCGUUCUUUUCUAGUUCGCUUUCACUUGCGGGUGAUGCGCCGGAUGGCUGGAAAACUGGAUAUGUUCUUGCUCUAUUUAUUGUUGGCUUUUUCUUGCUGGUUGUAUUUCUGUGGUGGCAGUCUGUUGCGACAAAUGCUCUGAUGCCAUUGGGGAUUUGGAAAGAUCGGAAUUUCUCCCUUAUCAUGGCAAUCUUCUGUCUCGGUUUCAUGGGUUUCUCCGCCGUCACUUUCUACCUAUCCCUCUACCUUCAAGAUGUCAAACACCUCACGGCGUUGGAAAUUACCGCACGUUUAAUGCCAAUGGUAGUCAGCGGUGUCACAGUCAACGUCAUCUGUGGUUUGAUCCUCCACCGAGUCAGCAAUAGUGUGUUGACCGGUAUCGGUGCACUAGCAUAUACCGCCUCGUUCCUCAUUUUAAGCUUCAUGAAAGAAGAUUCGCUCUACUGGGAAUACAUAUUCCCAGCCCUGAUACUUGUGGUCGUUGGUGCUGAUAUCCAAUUCAACGUUACAAAUAUGUACGUCAUGUCAUCGCUGCCACCCGGUCAGCAAUCAAUCGCCGGUGGAAUCUUCAACACAGUCAGCAAGCUAUGCUCCAAUCUGGGCCUUGGCAUCGCUACCUCCAUCGAGAGUUCCAUCGCCAAUAAGAUGACUGCUUCUACACCGGCUAUUAGGCCUUAUCUAACUGUCUACUGGUAUGCUUCUGCAGCGGCCGGUGCUUCCCUUUUCCUGGUUCCUUUCUUGACCCUAGGGACCCAGGGUGGAGAUAAACCUAGUGAUGCCGAGGAUGAGAGUCUAGACACGAAGCUGGAGGAGACGAAGGUCAUCAUUGAUGCUAAUUCUGCGCCUGUCGCUCCUGGAACCGAGAUUCUUUCCCAGACGUCGGCCGUGGAGGUUGUGGAAGAGCGUUGA